AUGACAGCACCGCCGCUUUUGCGUCCGCCAGGAUCAAAUCCCAAGAAUGCUUCACGUCGUCACAAGCUGCCAUCUCUCAAAAUAUCCACGCCAUCGGGCCAAAGUCAAACGCCCCGGCUUCAAGAUGGGAACACUGUGCCUACAGAUGGCUUGGAUGCCUCGGAUCCAAUGAUUGUGAGACAGUAUGAGGUUGUCGCAUCAGAAAAUAUUGUUCGUCACUCAAGCGAUUCAAUGACAGACUCAAAUCCUUCAAUCGUGAGCAGCAAAAGCACAGAGACACUAGUCACCGAGCUGAGUAAUCUCAAUUUCAUCAACAAGGAUAUUGACCCAAACGCGAAAUUAAUGAAGGGCUCCCUUGAGGAAUUAGACGAAGAAGACUGGCGACAGCUAGCUGAACUCAACCAGAUUCGCACACUGGAGGUGCUAGGAGAAGGAAACGGAGGCUCUGUCAAGAAGUGUGAGCUUGCCACUACUCGGCAGGUGUUUGCCCUGAAAACCAUCACUGUUGAUCCGGCACCUAGUUUUCAAAAACAGAUAGUGCGAGAACUCAACUACAACAAAAAGUUCCAGAGCGAUUACAUUGUUAAAUAUUACGGAACAUUCAUUAACUCUGCGGAUGCGUCGAUUUGUAUCUGCAUGGAAUACAUGGGAGGACGGUCCUUGGACGCGAUAUACCGACAGUUCAAGAAAAAAGAUAUGAGGAUUGGAGAGAAAGCAUUAGGAAAAAUGGCCGAGAGCGUGCUUCGAGGCCUCUCCUACCUGAACCAGCAAAAAGUGAUGCACAGAGACAUUAAACCUCAAAACAUAUUACUAGAUUCAAAGGGGAACGUGAAACUUUGUGACUUUGGGGUUUCCGGAGAAGUGGUCAACUCGCUCGCUACUACUUUCACCGGAACCUCUUUCUACAUGGCGCCAGAACGGAUUAGAAAUGAACCUUAUACCAUAACUUGUGAUGUGUGGUCACUCGGACUGACUUUGCUCGAGGGAGCAAUGGGCAUGUUCCCCUUUGCCACGAAGGAUCCAAAUCUGCAAAUAUCUCCAAUUGAGCUUCUCUUGAUAAUAUUAGAGUUUGAACCGGAACUCAACGACGAACCCGAAGAAAACAUCACCUGGUCAGCCAGCUUCAAAGACUUCAUCAAGGUCUGCUUGACUAAGGAAAAUCGCAAACGGCCUAGUCCACGACAAAUGUUAGAACACCCAUGGAUGCGCGGCCAAAUGACUAAAAAGGUUCGUAUGGACAAAUUGGUCCAGUUCUGCUGGGAGGACUAG
Ogataea angusta is the source of this 1269-nucleotide messenger RNA. RefSeq lists its product as uncharacterized. Bases 1 to 1269 code for a protein of 422 amino acids. The transcript has a single exon. Lineage: Eukaryota; Fungi; Ascomycota; Pichiomycetes; Pichiales; Pichiaceae. Gene Ontology annotation, molecular function: protein kinase activity; ATP binding. Gene Ontology annotation, biological process: protein phosphorylation. The record is from RefSeq and is a predicted model, not a curated record.